This is a messenger RNA of Desarmillaria tabescens, 1047 nucleotides long. Its product is annotated as exonuclease V. Gene Ontology annotation, molecular function: single-stranded DNA 5'-3' DNA exonuclease activity. The transcript is spliced from 7 exons. The record is from RefSeq and is a predicted model, not a curated record. NCBI's taxonomy places the organism in Eukaryota, Fungi, Basidiomycota, Agaricomycetes, Agaricales, Physalacriaceae. The annotation marks the transcript as partial. Gene Ontology annotation, cellular component: mitochondrion; nucleus. Gene Ontology annotation, biological process: interstrand cross-link repair.
GGGAGGCCCAAGAUCGAAAUCGCGGUUGAGGACGAUGAUAUCCCUCCUGAAGCUUCAGUGGAUACGCGUAGCAUGUAUGAACGCUUUCGUCCAUACCGGAUGCUGUCAGUCUCCGAUCUUGUUGGCCCAGCCUGGUGUGAACUACAAUUCGAAUAUGGCUUGUUGCAAAAGCGCUGGAAGCGUUUGGAGCACAGGCCGGCGUCAUUCGUCUCUCGGAAUGGAAAAGACAUGUCUGUCAAGAAAGAUGUAGCUGCUGUCAAUAACAGAGUACAGAAAAGGGGAACGUUUGUACACAAAAAAUUGGAGCGGGAGCUGGAACCGAAGAAAAUUCCUGUCCAAGUUACUACUGACGAAGAACAUUGGGGAUUACGAAUUGUCAAUAUGUUGUCAUCGAUACACUCUCUGCUCGCUCAAGGACGUGCACGAGAAAUGCCUGUCUUUGGUUUUGUUCAAGGACAAAUUGUUACCGGGAUAAUUGAUGAACUAAUCAGAGAAAAUUCUGGGUCUUCAGACAGUCCAAAGCGUCUUCGAAGUCCUGCGUCGACCCCGCGCAAAUACAAGAAGCGACGUCAAGUGCUCAAGCCAAGUGAAAAGCCAAGUCCUAUAACAGAUUUCGCCUCUACAUCUGGCUACAAAUUCAUAGAUUUAACCUACCCAGCAACUCAUCGCUGCUAUCAGCACACCCUACGUUUGAUAGACACCAAGACACGACGCAGCGAAUAUUUGCCCUCAGACGAAGAUGCACUUGCUUCACGUCUACAACUCAUGCUAUACCAUCAAUUAUUAUCCCCACUGAUAGCACCUGAAACCCCCUUUGACUUCACAAGACUGUGGAACCAGAUGAAUGUCGAUCCAACGCUGCCAUUUUCUGAAAGAUUCCUCACUCAAGCAGGAGCAGGAAGCUUACGGGGAACUUCCCACCCGGCAUUUACUUGCCUUGACGAUCUGACUACUCUGUGGAGGAACGUCACUUUGGAAUUAGAUAUCCCUGGCAUUGAUCCGUGUCUUCAGUUAAUUUAUCUUCGCCAGCAACCAUUGAAACCCAAA